AUGAAAAUACAUUUGUCAUCAGAUGAAGUUAAUCUACUUGUUUAUCGCUAUUUAGUAGAGAAUGGUUUUGUUCAUACCGCAUAUGCAUUUUUGAAUGAAGGAAAUAUAUCAAAGAACACAUAUUAUGUAAGUCAUUGUGAUAAGUUGCCCAGUAAUGCAUUGGUAUCAUUUUUACAAAAGGCAUUGAUAUAUAUUUAUAUAGAAUAUCAUACUGAUCAUAAAGAUGGAAAAAAAAUUAGUUGUGAGGAACCAUUCUCCUUUUUUCGAAGGCAUGAAUGCUGGAACGAUGAAAAUAAUUCAUCAGAGGAUGAUAAUAAAACAGAACUUCAAUUAGAUGAUAAAAUUUCAAGUAAUAAUUUAAACAGUUUUGCAACUAGUAAUAAUAGUAACAAUCGAAAUAAUGAUAAUGAUGAUAGUAAUAAUAGUAGUAGUAACUACAAUAACAAUAAUAGCACCCAAAACAAUAAUAACAAUAAUAAUAACAACAAUAAUAAUAACAAUAAUAAUAACAAUAAUAAUAACAAUAAUAAUAACGAUAAUAAUAAUAAUAAUAAUAAUAAACCGAAGGAAAAUACAAAUCCCCCAAAACCUAAACCAAGCAGGCCACAUAUUUAUAGUAGCAGCUUUUCCAAUUUCGCUAGCUUAAACUAUAAUGAUAGUAAUUUAUCCUUUAAGGAUAUCAAACGGAAUUAUGUAAGCAUUUUUGCCCAAGCUAAAACUACUAAAAAAAAGUCAAAUAAAAAAACAAAUAAUAACGAUGAGUCAAAAGAAAAAAAUGGGAAAGAAGAAUCGAAUAGUGCUUCAGGUAAUCAAAAGAAGAAAGCUAAGGCUAUGAAAUCAUCCAGCAAAUCAAAUAAAGUGACAGAAAGCGAUAAUAAUAAUAAAAGUGAAGAUGGAGAGGCAAAUUUUUCAUUUGAUAAAAAAAAGAAAAAAACAUAA
Messenger RNA from Plasmodium yoelii, 939 nucleotides. Its product is annotated as LisH domain-containing protein, putative. Bases 1 to 939 code for a protein of 312 amino acids. Gene Ontology annotation, molecular function: protein binding. Lineage: Eukaryota; Apicomplexa; Aconoidasida; Haemosporida; Plasmodiidae. The transcript has a single exon. The record is from RefSeq and is a predicted model, not a curated record.